Thermothelomyces thermophilus ATCC 42464 is the source of this 2148-nucleotide messenger RNA. RefSeq lists its product as uncharacterized. The record is from RefSeq and is a predicted model, not a curated record. The transcript has 3 exons. NCBI's taxonomy places the organism in Eukaryota, Fungi, Ascomycota, Sordariomycetes, Sordariales, Chaetomiaceae. The coding region runs from base 490 to 1971 and encodes 493 amino acids.
UCCACCCAUCAACUCUAUUCUGUUACUUUCGCCAGUGCGACGCUAAACCCCACCUCCGCCCGCCAAAUAGUUAUGCCGACGUGCACGAGCCCAGUGACAAUGACGUCGAUCUGUUGCGCCUGUUCCCAAUCGGGCACUUCCGCUCAUGGCCAGAGAAACACUCGUUGAGACUUUGGAAUGGUGGAAGCUGGCUUUCACCGCGCUGAUCAGAUACAAUUAUCACAACAUGUCUUCUCUAAGUGGGAUGAAUUGGUCCCUUUUCCUUUUCACUGAUCAACGGCAUAUCAUUCCAUCAUCAACUGAUGCGCAUAAUUACAUAUUCUUACAUCAAUCCAUUGUUGACUUCAAUUCCCUCCUCCUUCUCCGUCGACCGUUGGUCCUGAUUUGGACGGCACGAUGAUCUCCAAAUCCCUACGUAGCCUUCGACCUAGACACUUCAAUUCCUGCGCGGUAAAUCUUCCGAGCAGCCAUUCCCGCCAUGCCACAUCCAUGGCCGCCAUGAACAACCUAGGCAAAGCCGAGGGCGAUAUUUCCGACACAUUCACUUCUCUUUCUGGGAAGAAGACUCCGCCCCUGCCGGACCGGUUCCGCGAGCUCAAGCUCCGCCUGGUUAGCGGCCACGAGGACGCAGUUAUCGCGAGCUGGAAGCGCCUGCUCGCUGCGCUGCAAAAUGAGAACGAGCUCAUCGCACGCACCGGGCCCGCCAUCAUCCCUGAAGUUCGCUUCAGCCAUCUUCAAGACGAUCUCGAAGCCUUGAAACCCGAAAUCAAGAAGCGCGGCGUGGCCGUGAUCCGCGGCGUCAUCCCGGAGGACGAAGCCAGAUCCUACAAGUUUGAAAUCGAAGAAUAUGUCCGCCAGAACCCCCACACCCGCGGCUUCCCGCCGAGCGAACCGCAGGUUCUCGAAGUCUACUGGUCGCCGGCACAGGUCCGCGCCCGUGCCCACCCGAACCUGCUGGCCACGCAGCGCGCGCUCAUGACGACCCUCUGGCACGCGGCGUCGGACCCGUCGGCGCCCGUGUCGAUGCACACACCGCUCAGCUACGCCGAUCGGCUGCGGAUCCGGCGGCCGGGCGACGCGCACUUCGCACUCGGGCCGCACCAGGACGGCGGCAGCGUCGAGCGCUGGGAGGAGCGCGGGUACGGCCGCGGCGGGGUUUACGACGCCGUCUUCCGCGGCCGCUGGGAUGGCGGGAAUUCAAAGAAAGCAGGGGAAGGAGGAGCCGGGUACGACCCGUUCGACGCGGCGCCGCGCGUCCGCGCCGUGACCGACCUAUACGGCGGGCUCGGCGCCUGCAGCAUGUUCCGCAUGUUUCAGGGUUGGUUGGCUAUCAGCCGGAGUGGCCCUCUGCAGGGGACGCUGCUGGUGAACCCCUUGGUGAAAGAGACCGGGGUGUACGCGCUGCUGAGGCCCUUCUUUGCGGCGAAGAGAGGGCUGGAGGAGCUCGAUGGCAAUAGGGAGAGAUAUCUGGACGAGGACAACUGGGAGUUUACUGGCGGGGAGCGGAUGACGAGUGAGAUCCAGGGUGCGGCCAUGGGGUGUGCGCAGGAGUUUCCAGAGGGGGCGCACCCGCAUCUAGAGCUGGAGAAGACCAUGGUGCACGUGCCCGAGGUGAGGCCAGGGGACUACGUGGUGUGGCAUUGCGACACAAUCCACGCCGUCGACAAGAAACACGCCGGCACCAGUGACUCCAGCGUCCUGUACAUUCCCGUGUGCCCGACCACAGUAGCCAGCGCCGAGUACGUUGCUCGCCAGCGAGCCGCCUUCCUUCGGGGCACACCUGCCCCUGACUUCCCGGGCGGCGAGGGAGAGUCGAGGCAUAUCGGGAGGGCCACGGAGGAGUACGUGAAGAAGUACUGCGACCCUCUCGGAGUCCAAUCGAUAGGUCUCGACAGGCUUGCUACGGUGGAGGAUGACACCCCUGGUGGAAAGGCGGCGGUCGAAGAGGCAAAUCGGGUGCUGGGAUUUUAAAGCACAUAUGAUAUACGCGUCGCGCGAAAGCAAAUAUGAGGUGUCAGAAGCUGUGGAGCUUCCAAACAUAUUAGCCACGCGUUUGCCACAGCUAUAUAAGGCUGUUCAACGCAUUGGCUAGUCCGUUUGUCUAUAAAUACUACUCUUUUUGUCUCCUUUGUAGAUAGUUUUAACAAG